Molecule: messenger RNA, 19491 nt
Organism: Plasmodium inui San Antonio 1
Lineage: Eukaryota; Apicomplexa; Aconoidasida; Haemosporida; Plasmodiidae
Exons: 6
Coding region: 1-19491 (6496 amino acids)
Cellular component (GO): Set1C/COMPASS complex
Molecular function (GO): protein binding; histone H3K4 methyltransferase activity
Source: RefSeq, a predicted model, not a curated record
AUGAGUGAAUCACCAAGUGAAAAAGAUAAAAUGAAAAAGGAAAGACAACAACAUGAGGAGAAAUCAGAAGGUAUACAUGAGGACGAAAGGGGUAUUCUAAGUGGCAAACUCAUAAGCAUAAAUAAAAAUGAAGACCGCGCAAGUGACAAGUCGGAAAAUGAGAAAGAAGCAACUGCUAAUGUAAAAGACGAUUUGCGCGAAUUCAUCAGCUACAAAAAUAUAUGUACCCUUAUGGAUGACGCCAGUGACGGCUACAAAACAUGUCACAAUAAUACGCCAGACGAUUUCCAAAUGGAUAUAAAGAAUUUUUUAAGUGAUAACAACACGGAUUUUUCCAAGUUAGAAAGUAAGGGUUCCCUGAAUGAGAACUCACCCCUUACCAGUUAUAACAAUAGGUUUAACGAUAACGGGGAAAGCAGAAACACCAGCAAGGAUAGUAAUGGCACCAACGGCACUAACAGAAGCAAAGACAGGGCACACAGUUUCGAUGAUCAAGAGGGUGGAAAAAAACACAAGAGCCGCCGAAAAGCCGAUAUGGCAGUAGAAAAGGAGAAACGUUCUAAAUUAAAAGCGGACGAGAUGGAUCAAUCGAAAAAGAACAGACAUUCUGUUGAUCUGCACCAAAAUCGUAACAAGUUCCUCAUCGAAUGGGGAAGAAGGAUACGAAGCAGUAUUGUAAAAUGCAGUGACUUUCUAAAUAGUAAUCGAAUAAGUAAGACUUCCUCGCCGAAGGCAUUACAGAUGAAAAGGCAAAUUAUUAGCAAGGUUGCAGAUGACACUUUUGAGACCCAAAAAUGUAAGAAAAAAGUAUUUCUAAAAAGGUUACGUAGUGACGGGAAAACUUACCAUUCAAAUAUUGAUAACUCCAAACGGAGCAGUUUUUUUAGUUCUAAAUAUUUACAAAAGUUAAAUUUUAAUAAAGCAAUAGCGGGUAGUAAUUCUCUCAUGUCGUUGUCAUCACUGCAUGGGAUGACUAAUCAUUCCGAAUGUAAAAAGAAGAUUAAAAAAAUACAUUUUACCAAUCAUAGUGAUAAUCAAAUAUACAGUUGUUCUUUCAAUUGUGACACAAGCUGUGAAAGAAAUUCGUAUUCCGACACAUAUGUAAUUUGUUCCUCUCCAAAAAAAAAGGGGGAGUCAAAAAUUCCAUAUAAUAACAUCCUUUUUUAUGAUAAAUGUGUUAAACAAUAUCAAUGCAAUGAUAGGGAAGAUAAAAUGGUAUUCCCCAAUUCUUCCCAAUUGUAUGACUCAUUUUUUUAUGCACAUAAGAAGAGAAAAAGACGAAAUGAAAUUAGCCAAGGGAAGAAAUCGCACCUCAGAAAGAGGGCAAACUGCCUUCCUUACGAAAAUUACAAUUUCACGUUAAGGAACAUUCAGAAGAGAAAAAAGAUUUACUUUCAUUUUAGAAAAAAUAGAAAAUGUCGUGUGAAGAAGAAAAAGGGCGGCAAAAAAAAGAAGCUCGAUGAAGUAGGAACACACCGCUUAAGCGAAGAAACCAAAAAAAUGAAUAGUCCCAUGGAGGAGGGGAGUUCUCCAAAGGGAGAAAAUGCCGACGUUGAAGAGAAAGCAGAUGCACUUCCCAACGUUAUGCAGAGCGAAAAGGAUUGUAAGACAACCGUAUGUGCGAUUAUUGGAGAAGAAAAAGACAAGGGCGAUUCGCACGAACUAGAUAUAGAACCACCAAAUAGGGAAUCUGAGGAGGAACAAAACGCUCAGCAGUCGAAUCAGCAUUUAACGAAAGAAUAUGACGAGCCACCAAAAGAGAACAACCCAGAGAACGGACCGCUAACAACAAACGUGUUUGGCGAAAUUAAUAACCAGGUGAAUCAACCCCCCACUGAUUCCGCAUUGGGGAAGGACAAGAACGAAAUGGCAGAGGGACCAUAUAAAGAACUCAAAAUAACUCGAAACAAUUUCUUAAAAUAUGAUGAAGAAAUAUUUGAAAAUUUCUACAGCGAUGUGCAUUUAAGAAUUGGAAAGAUUGUUACAAAUAAGAGAAAAAAAUAUUUUCUAACUUAUAAAAUUGUUAAAGAUUUCUACUUUCGCAUUUUAAUUUUGAAUACGGAAAAAUUCGAAAAAAAUAUUCUUCAAGUGAUAGCCAUUCAGGAUGUCAUUUUGAACGAUAAAAAUGUCAAAAUUGUUAGCGAUCCGUUUUAUGUAAGAAAUAGUAGCAAGCUUUACGUUGUGAAGUUCUUAAAGGUGUUUAGCUUAAAAUAUUUAAAAAAAGUAAAAAAAAUGAGCGACAUAAUAUUUUCCGAUGCGGAGGAGGAGAGUCCCAAUGUUAAAACGGAAAAUUCUGAAUCAACUGAGUUGCAUAUUCCAACUGAGGAGAAUGCAUCGUCGACCGCUAAAGAAACCAAUGGUGUGAAGAAAGAGGAUUUGUGUAAAAAGGAACCCAUCCAGUCGGCGGAUGAGCCCCUAAAUGGGAAUCAUUCGGAAGGCACAGGAACGAAGGGGGGUAGCGGCAGUAAGGAAGAAAUAAAAGAAGAUACACAAGAUGUAGCAACUAUUGCUGCGCAGAAGAAGGAGUCUGAAGGAAGCAACAUGAGCGACGGUGACGGACGAAACAGCAAUAAGUGCAGCGGAAACCAAGCUGAGGAGAUCUCCGCCUUGAAGAACUCAAGCAACAACUGCGAUGACUUCGACAAUGUCAGUAAUAGUGGAAAUGGGAAAUUAAAGAAAGGAGAAAAAAAUGCCGAUGACGAGAACCUCUCCAAGGGAACAGACAAAAGCGACAGAAAAAACACCAAAGUUAAGGAGGAACCUUCCUCUAAUGAAACCCCCAAGGGAAAUGCCCAGAUGAAUGCCAAGAUAAAUGCCAAGGGAAACGCCAAGGGAAAUGCCAAAAGAAAUACUAAGGAAAAUAACAAGGACAAAAGAGGAAACGCAGAUGUGAAGAAGAAAAAAAAUAGCGAAGAUUCCCCGAUGAAGAAGACAAAGGAAUUAUCCAAAAAUGUGAAUGAUAAAAAAAGCAGAAAAAGAAACAAUGUGAAGGUGAAAAUUGAAAAUAAAGCGUGCGAAAAGGAACAGGAAGAGCACAACUACACAGGCAUCAUAUACAAUGACAAGAAAAAGUUUUAUUUUAAUGUUCAAAGAAUGGUGGAUAUAAUCAAGAUGGUUAAAGGAUCGGAGGAGAAAACGAAAUUCUAUCUAGAUCCCCAUAAUAACAAUAUGAAGAAGAAAUGGAAGCUCCUCAAUAAAGUGGAGAAAACAUUAUUUCUUGAGAAUCUUGUCAUGGAUGAUGAGGAAGUGCUUUUUAAGAGACCCAAAUUUUUUAACUGCAUAAUUGAAGAAUCCAUUGAUAACUACAACGUCGUGUACGAAGCGGAGAAUGGGAUGAUGCUUCUGUUCGAGGAUAACUUGGAUCGAUUGAAAAAGAAAAAAGAGGGUAAUAAAGCACAAACGGAUACAUCCAACAAGUACAUCGAAUUGAAGGAUGAAGAAAGGGGAUUUAAAUAUAUUGGCUAUCGCGUCAGUUUUGAGCUAAAGAAGGACAACAAAAAAAAGAGUCACUUCAAGACCGGCAUUAUAAAGUAUUACUCCCCCAAAUAUAAGCAUUUUUUUAUUCACCAUAUAGAAAAUUUCAAAUGCAACGGGUCCAUAGCGGAUUCUCCUAAGCGUAUCAACAGGGAGAUGGGAUACUCAAGAGGAGGGAGCAAAUCAGGCGCCACCUCCGCAUCCUUGUACCACAAUUCGAAAGAUUAUCACCUCUUGGCCGACUUAAGAGAUGCACAAUAUGGUGGGGUCGAUCAGGACAUGGGCAAACAGAUCAGCGAGAGGCAGAAGGAGGAGGGGCCACAUGCACAGGUAGUCAAUCAGAACAACCAGAGCAUACUCCGAAGGGAAGAAAUGAUGUACCUCAAUUAUGAGAAAAGUCUAGAUGAAGAAAAUACAAAGAAGAAAUGCGAUUUUAUAUUCUCAGAUGUGAAGGGCUGGUAUUCCCCCCACUUCUACAACAUAAAGGUGCUAAAGACGGAGAAAGAAUUUGAGCGCUUUGAUAUACGCGAUAAAAAUGACAAAAGGAAGGAGCUAAUCGAUUACAGUCUUUUGACGAAGAAAGACCACUGCUCCAUAUGUAAGAAUAACAUCCUUUUUAUUAAGGGGCAUGACCAUUACACGAAUAACCUCUCCACCAUGAUAUACGAGUUAAGCAGCGAACUGGAAAAAAAGGAAAUGGAUGAGAAAGAUAUUAUUGACGUGUACUGGGGCGUUAAGUGUUCUAUCUGUUCGAAGAAAUUCCACGCCAAGUGUCUCGACGAUGAGGUGAUAAUCGCCAAGGCGUAUGACAAAAAUGUGCUAAUGAAGGAGUAUAAAAAGUACAUUUAUAAGAACAGCCUCAAGAAGGAUAAGAAAUGCUUCAGGAGUGAUAAGGAGAAAGGCGCGAAGAAUUCCAACAAGAAGGAUGAAAAAUCGAAUACGGUGAAGAAGAACAGCAGCAGUUUUAGCGAUUCGAAAUGCAUGGCACGAGGGGGGGGAGAUUCCAAGUCGAACAAACAGAAAAAAAAUUCCAAUGGAAAAAGUACCACCGGGAGUAGCAAGAACGGGUCGAGCAAACGCGCGGAGGAUUCGUCGAAUGAUGCGGUGAAGGAGGAAAAUGAUGAUGCAGAGGAAAAGAGCAGCAACACCAAAAAAAAGAAAGGAGGCAAAGAGUGUACGAGCCCAAACGAAAAUGGCAAAAAGAAUGACAGUGAAAAUGAGUACAAGAGUGACGACAAAGAGGAGCAAAACCAAAGCGACGAAUUCACUGAUGAAGAAGAUAGCGAUGUGGAAGAAUCGGACAACUGCACAAAAUCGAAAAAUAAAAAGUCAAGGAAGUGCAUAAAUUACGUUCCAGCUGUAAAGUACAAUGACAUUAGUUACAAAAGAUAUGUGUGUAAAGACUGCUAUCGAUGCAUAUACUGCUGUGAGAGCAUAUACGAUUAUAAACAGACGCCCAAUAUAGCCAAUUAUGUGAUAUGUAAAACGUGUAACAUGAUUGCACACGGAUCUUGUUGUAUCCCGAAUGUGCCCGACAUUUACGUCUUUAAUUGGAAGUGCGACGACUGUCUGAAAUGCAACAAAUGUGACUACUCCAACUUGUGCUUCAUUAACUACAACGAGUGGGAGCUUCCCCUGAACUGCUGCAUCAACUGCUACAAAGAAUAUGAGAAGAAGAACUUUUGCAUAAUGUGUAAUGAGAAGUACGAAAUAGAUGAUAGCAACAAGUGGGUGGAAUGUGAUGUGUGCAAAUUUUGGAUUCACCUAAGUUGCGAUAAAGAUGAAAAUAGAAAUAUUGAAACAUUGUCCAUAAAAAGUAUCAACUAUAAGUGCCCCACCUGUAGGUCGGGUUCAUUCCAUGAUAAAAUUGAGCGAAUUCUUUACCUAUUCUUCCUGCUCGAUAAGUACAAAAAUUUCACCUUCCACGUGCCUAUCAACUUUUACAUUUACUGGAGAAUUGUCAAAAUACCGAUGAACCUUUACAUUAUGAAGAAGAAAAUCUGGGAGAAGAAAUACAGUACCAUAUUGGAGUUCCUCUACGACUUCUUCCUCAUCAUACAUAAUGCCAAAACAGUGCAUAUGCCAAACACCCCAAUUUAUAAAAAUGCCUGUAACUUUGAAAAGAAAGGAAAAGUUAUCAUAAAGAAUAUGUUCAAUUUGGACAAUGACGAGCUGAACAAAUACAUUGAUGAUUGUCUGCAGACUUACAAAAAGACCACGAAUGAAGAUGUAACCAAUGAUAAUAACAAAAUGGAAGAGGAGGGUAAAAAUUACGAGGGCAUCAUCACAUCCGGUGGGCAUAAACUAAGCGCUAGUCUCUGUAACAAUAGUAGUAGAGACGACAUUCUCGACGAGAACGUUGACAGCAAUGUCGAUAAGAAGAAUGUUGCUCUUUAUUCGUACCACGCAGAAAAUAUGAAACAUUUGGGCUACCCUGUAAGUGGCAACGCGAUGGUGACCACUAUGGGCGAGUUUACCAAAUCGGGCUUCUACCACUCGCAACAUGGUGCCAUCACCCACACGGGGGGAAAUAACCAUCCAGAUGCAGCUGCCCCGAACUUUCGGGGAAUCUCACUCCUUAAUGAGCACAGUUUGCAGGAUGGAGUGCACAUGGUUCCCGGUGGCGUGAAUAACUCCAGCGGUAUAACAUACCAAUCACAUAGAUGCGUCAACGCAAAUGGUACAUUUGAAAAUGGCAUUGGAAAUAUUGGAACUAAUGUGCAAUCAUACAUGAAUGAUACCGAUUUAUAUAGUGGUUACACCCCAAUGGAGAAGAAGAACUCCAUGGGAGGGUAUGAUAACAAUCCUCUAAAUAUGCCCCCAAAUAAGGACGAUACGGUUUUAUACAACUUCAGUAACAACAAUGUGGGUAAGAGCCUCUUAAACAGUAACCUCCUUAGGAAGCGAAAAUUGGAGAUGCUUGACAAGGACAUCACGCAGUAUGAGCUACACGAACUGUUCAAUUUUAAAAGCGACUCCGUGUUUAUCCACAAAAAUCAGGAAAUGUUUGCUCCCGAAAGUUGUGGCAUAACCAAUUAUAACCUCCUUACCGUUAAUGUGAAAGGGAAAGUUUAUUUUAAUCGAUCUUUUGAUCGAUUUGACGAAUUUGACGUUUGUAAGAUAAGGAAAAUGCAUCUUCUGACUAAGGGAAGUUUUUCGUCGAGCUGCAGAUCAGCCAAGAACGAAUUCUCUUCCGAGGGGAAUCUCCUACAGGGUAACAACAGCAGUGGAGAAGAGAAAACUACUACUCCCGUUGUAGAUAAUCACCCGGAUAGUAUUUUCCCAAAGGAGGAUGCAAUGGGAGAACAUAAGAUACAUUCCAAUGGUGGCAAUUCGAAUCUAUUUGUCAAUGAUAACAUAUUCAUGAUUGACAUCAGGAAGGAGAAAGUCAAAAUGAACCAGGUGCUUAAGGAGGUGACCAAAAUUGUCAACCCAGUGAACAAUCCGUACAAAUUUUUGAAGUCUGUUCAGAUAGUUUUUUUUGGCCAGCAGAGUCCAAAUGAGCAUAGGGAAUCGAAGAAUGUAUCAUCUGUAAGAAUGAACUACGUUACAACCCGUGUAAACUACAACACUAGCGAUAAUGAAAGUGCGGAUGAUGUAACGAUGGAGGACGAUGAUAGGAACACAGGAGGAAAGGCUAUAUCCCUCGAUGACAUCAUUUCUCUCAUGGAAAGAAGAACUUCCAAAGGGGGAUCAAAAAGAAGGUGCCAGAAUACAAAUCUUAGAAACGCCCCCAAUUAUCGCCCUGUUAGAAGCAACCCCAUUGAGAAUGACGUACCAAAUAAAAAAAUAAAACUUCUCAGCAAUGACAUUCUGAAAGAGUACUGUUAUGUUUGCGGAUGCAUAGAGUAUAAAAACCCGCUGGUUUACUGCGGUGCAUGUGGAAUGUCCCUUCACUACGCCUGUGCUAAUAUUUCCAACCCCUUUUUGUUUAACUUAGUUGAUUACUCAGAACACAGGGAGGAGAUUAAUCAAAUUUUUAACAUAAUCACGAGGAACUUUAAGUGUAAUCAGUGCAUCAAGUGUGACAAAUGCGAUAGUCACUUUAGCGACGCCGUGAGGGAUACCUUCUACUCGAACAUGAGCAGUAUGGAUACUUGGAGUGGAUACCAUUUUACCAAAAAAGCAACGUUCAAUUAUUUUUACAAUUUGAAGAUAGAGGUAGUUACUCUGAAGAAGGAUAAAGACGCACAGAGGAGAAAGACACUGGAAGAUAACGAAGCCCUCGAAUUUUCUGAAAAACGGGAAACACCAUCUCCCAUGAUUAGUGAAUUGAAUGAAACUCCAAAGAAUGAACAAAGUAGCAUGCAACAGCUGUGUCAGUUUGUAAAAGUGGAACCAGUGGAAAACAGGGAAGGGAGGGAAAGAUGCUCUGUUAACCACCCCUCCACGCCCAAAAUGGAGAAACAAAAUGUGGAUGAUAAUCAUCAGCAGCAGGGGGAGAAAAACCAACUGGAUAGUAAUAACCCACGCGUGUGCUCAAAAAAGAGGGACAACCAUAAGAGCAUUAACGUGGGCAUCCACUUGGAAGAUCAGAUGGGAGACCCUCCCAUCACAUGUACCAUCGCUGAUGUGAGACAAGAAUCCAAAAGUAUCCAAACGAAUAGCGAAAUAGAGUUAUCGCCAAAAAAGAAAAAAAUGUCGCCAAAAAGGAAAACAACUAGUAGUAAAAAAAAUUAUCAAAAUGAAAGGAUGGACCAGAGUGCCCCAAAUAGUAUUAUCAGCAUACUGAGUGUACAUGAAGAGGCGCAAACCAUAAUAAAGUGCUUGUGCUGUGGAAAAUCCAUACACAAUGAAUGUUUUUAUCGAAUAGAUAAUAACCGCGACAAUACAGAUAAUAACGGCCACGAUAUGCAUAAGAAGACUGUAAAGACUAUAUUCAAAAGGGGAUACGUAAAAAAGAGUCCUAGUAAAAAAAUGAAUUCGCCUGAAAAAUCAGCGAAGGGGUUAUCUACCUCAAACUCGGGCGAUUAUGUGCCUCCCCAGGAGAUCAUUUUGGAUACCACGUUAAACGAGGCGAACGUACCAAUCAGCAAAAAUAACACACCGAUGAAGAGUGAUCAAGUUGGGGAGGAGGCCAACGCACCAGAGACGAACGGUGUGAUCACAUCCUUCGCAUCGAAGGAUAAUGACAGAACGGGAACCACUACGAAGACAACGAGUGCUUCGGCGAUGAUGGAGAUGGUUCCAUCCCCCAUUAAAUCGAACACGCCAAAGGAGGAUAAAUUAGAGACACACUUUAGCACCCCCAGCAGCCAUGUUCUUAGUGAGGACAUCCACACGAGUGUGAAAUGCACUGUGAAUCGAAACAGCGGUGAUGAAUGCAAUAUUCAAUCGACCAGCAUCAAUAUUAACAGUAAGGUUGAAUGCUCCAUAGUAAGCAGAAACGUAUCGGUACUUAAACCGAACGAAACUAAUACAACCAAAAGCCCUUUACUCAAAAAUGAGCUCUCCAAUAAUGGCGUCAUUCCCAGUGAUGAGUUUGUAAGACAAUUUUUAACAGGUGCAGAAGAAGCAGAAACAGACACCGAAACUGUAGCUAUAAAUGGAAAGGUGUAUAAUAAGCACCUCAUAACUGAGAUAUACGAUGUGAUAAGACAAAAGAAAAAUGUGAAAGUGAAAAACUUAUUGCAUUUAUUUGUUGCCAACAUUGAAGAAUCUGUGGUGUAUUCGGUUCUCAACGAAAUUUUGAAAGGACUACACAGUUACCUUAACGAUAAAUUAAAUUACUACAGAUUGAACAAAAAUCCAAACAGCGAUGCGACGAUGGAAGAUGCGGAUAAAUGUGAGAAGGAAAAACAUCCCCUUUUUGAUAAGAAGAAUCUCAUUACGGAUAAUAAUGGCGAUAUGAAAAUUUCAGAAAUGUUGCUAAAAAUUCGCGCCUUAAUUUCGAAGACCUUUUCAGUGCCCUCGAACAGAAAGGCAUCAAAUGAGAAACACGCAAAGAAGAGGAGUAGCUCAAGUGUUACAAAAAGCGCAUCUAAUGAUAAUCCAGGUCUACGAAGCAUGAACCACACUAGAAGUGAAUUUUUUAAAGGAAGCAACCCCAGUAGCGUGCAGGUGAAAAAUCAGCUGAACAAAACCCAUGACACGCUGCUGUUUGCAACAAUUGGAAAUGAUGUAUUCUCGACACCCCCUUCUUCUGUGCAUUGGGCGGAGAAUAAUAAGAAUGCCCCCAUUGACAUCAACAGUUUUGGCACGUGCGAAAUGAAGCUUUGUAGCAGCGCCAACGGGGUUAACCAUUUCGAUACGGCGAAUAACGGCAAGAGUGUUCCCAACUUAAUCGACAUGACGAAGGUGAAUGAUGUGAGCGUAACAGGCGCCAGGGGGUUAAGCGGCUCAGCUGGGGUCAGCGGCCUUGGCGAACAUGCAAAAUCCAAACUGCUGAACCCUUCCAGCGCGAAGAACCAAACCGGCACGUACAUGAACAAGAGCCUACAGAAGAUGGGCUGCAAAUUUAACGAAAAGAACAUCGAAAAGUUGACCUCCCUCACAGGGAAGAAUGCUAACUGUGCGUACUCUGCAGCGAAUAUGAAUUCUAGCCCUAUCAGAAAAAUAAUCAAUUUUGAUAAAACGAACAAUGUGAAGAUGAAUGUAAACAACAUAGGCACCCCAUCUCAGUAUAACUCGAACAUAAACGACCUGGGUAACAUGCACGAAAGGACCCUCAGCUCUGCCCCGUGCUGGGUAAGUAAUUACAGCAAUGUCCUAAUCGUGAACAAUACGAGUACUGUAAGCGAGAUGAGAGGCGUGAGCGGCCUGAACAACUUGAAUAAUAUAAAUAGCAUAAAUAACAUUAACAACAUAAACAAUAUUAGCAGCCUAAACAGCGUUAGCAGCGCCAGCGAUUUCAACGGAGAGAACCUCUCCAGUAGCAGCAGUGGCAGUCUCCAGAAUGUAAGCGUUGAUGGCGCAAGCAACCUAUACAACCUAAUUAGCAUGAACAAUAAUGUUAACACGCCCAACACAGUCAACAUCAGGGACCUCCUGGGCAACUCCGGCAGCGUGAACGAUAUAAAUAUCGUGCAUAAUAUUAGCAUACUGAAUAAUAACAAUGUGAUAAUAAAUGUGAACGGCGUGGAGGGCAAGAAGGAGCCGUUUGUGAACUAUGCCCACUUGGGUAACGCGGGCUCCAUCAACACGAUGAGCAGCCUGGGCAGCGUGAUUAAUUCGGGGGAAAUGGGAAACAUCAGCGGGGUUAUAAAGAACGUCGGCGUGGAAAGCGUCAAGGGUGUCAUGACCGUCACAGGGAUGAGCAACCUCGAUAGUGCCGUGCCCCCAGGAGGACCCCUUUUCGGUGAAAACUCCACAGCGCAGAUUAACAGCAUCAACGAAAUGACCCACCCGUUUAGCAACGCCUCCUACGCGAAGGACGAAGAAAACGUGUACCACUACAAAGAUAAUAUGAGAGCAUCGAACGUGCACGUGAACAAUCAAAAUAACAUGGAAAGAAUGAGUCACAGAAGAAGUUAUACCGAUAUGAUAAACGUGAAGAACGUGAAGCAUUUUCCCAUGAACAGUGAUAGCGACAUGCUAACUAAUAUGCCCAGUAUAUUUGUAAACAAUGCGAACUUGCAACCCCCACCAAUUGCAUAUGCACAUGGAAAAGUGGAUUAUGCAGUGAAUGAAAUGUCACUGGAGAAGAAUGUGUACAGACCGUAUCUACAAAGUAACGAAAUGAACUUAUAUAAAAAUAAUUCCUAUUUUUGUAACCAGCUGGGAAAUCAUAAUAACUCCCCUUCAAAUCACGAAAUGGGAAAUAUGAAUGUGCCUUCAGAUUAUUAUACCCCUAUGCGGAAUGGUAGAAAUAAUUUUAAUCCUGAGGUAAAUGCUACACCGUUUGAUGGCAGGAUAAAUAACGAAAACGUCGAAAUGAACCGAAAAAUAAUGAUCAAUGUAAAUGCUACUAAUGAACAACCCAUUUUGUAUGAAGAUGACAGCAAUAUCAUUUUGCACAGUAAAGAGGUGUCAGAUGUGAAUAGAGAUGGAAGAAGCAGCUCUGCAUUUCGCAAUAUGAAGUACGUAAAUAUUUCCGAUGCCUAUGAACUGAGGAACCAGAAUAAAUUCGCUGAAAUGUACCGCAUUUAUAGUAAAAAUAUCAACAGGAAGGAUCAGGCGCACACAAAAACACUGCUGAAGUCAAACAUCCCCAACUUGGACAAGUUUAUAAAUAGCGGCAAGAAGAAGAACUCCUUUCCGGAGAGCGAAAACUUAACCGGGGGGGGGAACACCGGCGGAAAUAUCAGCGGAGGAAACUACAAAUACUCCAGCAACUACAGCCACAAGAACGGUAGCUUCGACCCCAGCGUGUUCAAGUUUAAUGAAAAUGCACCCUCCUUGGCGAAGGUGAAUGAAAGGGGAAAUAUCAAAGUUCCAGAAUUUGACGCAGCCAAUAAGAACCCCAACUUUUCGGCUAACAAAUUACAUAAAGAAAAUAUGACUAACAUGAGAAUUGAAAAAAAUCCUUCUAAGACUGCAGAUCGUGCAGUGAAGAAAGAUGUGCAGAAGUCUAUCCUCCCACUUGGAGCCGUUAGCAAGAAGUGCGUUCUUUAUAACCACAAUGACAAAAAAGCUAUCCACAUAAAUCUGUGUCAUCAGGUGAAGUAUAGCUUCGAAGAUGACACAAUCAAUGCAAAUGGAGUAGCGACGGAGGAUGCAGAACUGGCUACCAGUAUGAAAAGGAAACUCAAGUUUUACUGCAAGAAUAUUUUGAUCAACAAGGAAAAUGGAGCCAGUGACAUCAACGGGCUGAGCUCCUUGAGUGCAGUGAAUGCCAAUGAGUUCGCAAGCGGCAAUAACGACAGAGGUUUCAAUAACAAUGUAAGCGGGCAAAUUGAGAAGAAGAAAAAAAAGGGCGACAAUUCCUCGUCAAACGCUAAACAGUAUAAAAAGGAAAAGUGCCCAGCGGAUCAAAGCGCAACAGAAAAUGGAGGUCAAAGUAAGGAUGUGAAGAAAAGGAAAAGAAGUGACAAAAACGAACAGAAUGAAGAGGUCGAAAAGGGGGAAGAAAAAAAAGCGGAAAAGAAGGCAAUCGAAAAGAAAGCAACCGAAAAGAAAACAACCGAAAGGGAAACAACCGAAAAGAAAGUAACGGAAAAGAAUGAAGUAGAAAGGGCCGAAAAAGUUGAAAAGAAGCCAGCAAAGGAGGUCAAAAAGAAGGCGGAAAAAAAAGAAAUGGAGGAAGAAAAGAACGAAGAAAAGGAAGAGAAAAAGGCCAGACCGAAAAAGAAGCCGUCGAAGGAGGAAAAACAGGAGGAAAAGGAGAAGGAAAAAGAGCAGCAACAGAGUAAGGAUAAAGCGAAAGAAACGAAACAAAGGGGCAUAAAAGGGGAAAAAUGCAAAAAGGAUUCGAAGGCGACUGAAGUUUCCAAAGCAGAAACGGAAAAAAAAAACGUCAAGGUGAAAAAAGAGGAAUACUCCCAGGAGGGCAAAAAAGAAGGAAAGGAAAACAAAAGUCUCAAGGGAAAAGAUAAAGGAGAUGAAAAAAAAAAUGGAACAAAAACGAAUAAAAAUCCAGAAGAAAAGGAUAAAAAGAAAGCGUGCGAAAGCAGAACAACACAGGUUAAAACGAAGAAGGAUAUAAACGAAAGAAAAGUAGUUACAGAGAAUAAUAAUCUAGCGGAGGAUAAACUACACGAGUUGAAGAGGAACAGCAGUUCCUCCAUGAUUUCCAUUAGCAGCAAGUUUGUUUGUGGUAGCACAUACAUUUCUGAUAUUGUUCCCAAAAAUUGCAACAUGCAAGGUAAAUCCAAAAUGGAUGACAGUUACAUCACAGGUAGCGAUGAGGAGUUGUGCUUAUAUUCGAAUGCCCCCGAAUCUGAUAACUGUACCCCGAAUAGAGGACCGACAUGCAGUAAUCGAAAGAGAAACAGAAUAAACAAAUUAAACGGAUUUCUAAAGAAGAAUAAGUUCGUGUUGAAGUCCAAGUUCAAGAGGGUCACCCCGAAUUCGUACCUUUGCCAUAGCUGCGUUGUGUUGUACAAAAAUGACUUUUCCUUUAACGCGUUUGCGGAUGAGAUCGCGGCUGUUGAGAAGCGCUUUGAGAAGAAAGUGUGUGGUAGUGGUAACGCAAUGAGCGUCGUUAGGGAAGCGAGCUUCUUUAGCGGGGCUGAUGUUGUCCAGGUUAAAAGAGAAAUCAUUGAACAAGAGGAGGAAGUUCCCGUUGAACAAAAUAGCACAAGUAGCAUAAGCAAGGGCGUUGCUGAUGAAGGGAAGGAAGAGAUGAACCCCGACGGCGCGAUUGAUGGAGUCACGCACAGCACGAACGCGAUUAAAGACCCAACAGUGGAACCAUCGUGUAAUCCCAGUGCAUGUCAAGAGCUCGUAAAUGUCGAUGCGAACGAGAGCAAAGCAAAUGAAGCAGACGAAAGAAAUGAGGCAAAACUUUUUACGGAUGCAACGAAACAUGGUCAAAAUGUAGAUGGUACUGCCCCUGAGAGUAACGAAAAAAACGUGCCUGUUAAUAACACGCAUGAUUGUAGAUGCGACGAAAGAGGAAGUAAGAAUGAAGAGGAGAAGGACUACUUCAGCAUAAGCAACGAGCGCAGUGCAAAGCGCGACCCGGACUGGAAUUACUGGAUCAACAAGAUAUCCGUGCACAAUAACAUUUCCUUCAACCGUGCCUACUUAAAGGAGAACAAGCCAUCCACAAGUGUGAGGCAAUUCUCUGAAACCAAAGGAAACGUUUACAAAUGCUCCAUCUGUUGUAUGCUCUGUGAAUACAAAAUUGGGAAAGGUGACAACAGUGCGCCUGACAAGGCCGCUGAGAGAACCGCUGAGGACGAAAGUGACAAUUUCAACAGCCUCUUCGUGUGUAACGCAUGCACCUUACGUUAUGGUAACAUUCAGAAAUAUAUAAUGUCAUACCCAGACAAUAGCAGGUACUCGACCAAGAGUCUGUUGAACUUGAACAGAGAACGAUAUGAAAAAAGGAUGUUGUAUGAAUUAGUUUAUUUCGUGAUAAAAAUCAGCUUUAGUUUUAUGUACUUUAAGAGGAAUUUCUUUGAAGCAUUUUGUCAUCUGUUAGAUGAAUUUCUCCGAAGAAAUAAAUCAAUUCUGAAACUCCUGUACCGUUUAUAUUUUGGCAACUUUUUUUUUAAGUGUGAUGAGUUUUUUCCCUUUUUCAGCAACAAAGUUAGGAGAGAUGAGCAGUUGAGGCGCUUAUUUGAUAGGAGUGGUAAUAUGGUUAUGCCUUUGGGAUCGACACACCAUCAUGUUUUGAGAUAUGCUCUGAACCUGUUUUGCAUGAGAAUGUCCGGUUGUGCUAAGAAGGGGAAAAGAAAAUCGAGUGGCGCCACAGGUUCAGUUCGCAUGUCCCUCGCGGCGAGGAAGUUAUUGUUUUGUUAUUAUAAAAAGGGGGUAUCCAGCGGGCCUAGAAAUGCGGGAAGCUACUUUGAGCACGUAGUCAGUUACUCCGUUUAUUUCUUGCAUUUGUAUUACUUGCACAAGUUCCACGUUAGUGGGGUGAGGAAGAAGCGAAUGUGCAACGGGGAAGUCAAAGCGAGACGAGGACGAGCAGGACGCGAAAGCGAUGGCGCGCUUGGGUUUACACAUGCAUGUACAGUUGGAUCUACAGUUGGAUGCACACUUGGAUGCACACUUGAAGGCGCCGCGACACCCGUGAAGAAUGUCCGCAUUGCGGAGAGGAAAAAAAGGAGAAAAGUUAACCAUAAUUUGCUUUUCAAAAUGAAAAACACGGAGACCUUCGCAGGUACCAUACGAACGUUAAACCAGAGGGACUCGGAAUUGCUCUUCCUGAAUAGAGAAAACUACAUGACAAAAAAGGAUUUUAUGACUACCUCCCGCAGUAGCAGCGGUUGUAAGAAAGGGCAGCCAAAAGAAGGAAAGGCGAAAGAAGCAAUGCCAGAACUGUUUAGCAAUAGAAAUGCCCAAGGUGCAACCUCCCUUUUGUUAUAUGAAAAAACGUGCGAUGAAUACAAAAAGGAUGGUCAAAAUGAGAAGGACAAGCUUGGAGUUACCCCCUUCUACAGUAGCGAGUUCCAAAAGAAAGUAAAGCAAUAUGUAAAGAAGAUCAAGUGUACCAUAAAAAAUAAACUAAAUUUAUACGUGAAGAUUAUGCUUAAUAUAUACAGGCAGGAGAGCCUGAAUAUGAUAAAAUGCCAAGGCACUGAUAAGAAACUACUCAGGCAUGGGAACACUAAGAUUUGCCUUUUGUGCCACUACGGAGACUACCUCUAUAAGGGAAGGUUAAUCCCAUUUUAUGAUAUCUUUAUCCAUAGCGAAUGCUUAAAAUGGAGCCUAAAUUGCAUACAAUACUAUAGGUUGAAUAGCAGUAGCUGCGAAUGCCUUAGUAGAAUCGUCGGCGGGGCGACGGAAGGCAUGGUGGAUGUUAAGAAGAGUCCCUCGAAUGAUAAAAAGGGAGCGAAGAACUCGUCUGGCAAAAAAAGCAAAAAGAAAUCCGCAGAAAGUGGUUCAUCUUCGGAUAAGAAUGAGACAAUGGGAGGAGGAACUAAGGAGAGUCUCGACAGAAACAAUGCCCACAUUGGUGCACAGGUUAGAAGCGCCACUGGAAGUAUUUCCCAUGUUGUUGGUACCCACGUGAGCAGCACUCACGUAAGUAACAACCACUUUGACUGUCAUACGAACAAAGGGGAAGAUCCGCAAACCGCAGGCGAAACGCCUGUGAAGGGGGAAGAAUGCUACGGGGAAAGCCAAGCAGGUCAGCACAACCAUAGUGAGGAAAACCUAUCAAAAGAGACGACCAAACCGGAAGAAAUCCUAAACGUAAAAAAGAGCAUAAAAAAUAUAAAACUAAUGGAUAAGUUCGAAUGGAAAGAAAAUAAAAACUUCUUGCAUAACUACGAACCUAUAAUCGAAAUAGACGAAGAUGAUGUGAAGGAAAUAAUUUAUGACUCCAUAAAUUCGACGUGCUUUCUGUGUGGUUACAAAAAUGCCAGCAUAUACUGCAGCAAUGAAAACUGCAACAUAAAAUUUCAUCUCAAUUGUGCUUUUUACUCUACCAUGGUAGAGAAUUCUCAUCAGAAUAUUUUUUUCUCUUAUGUAAAAUGUUUCAAAUUGAUUAAAUUUAACAAGGACACGAUUUUUUACAAAUAUUGCCACUCGUCGUCCAGUCAUGCGGAGGACAAGGAGCUAGUGAAGUCGCUAUAUGAGGGCAUUUUCCCCGUGCACAUCAUCUACAAGAUAAAAAAAGUGUGGUGCAAUAAAUGCUGGAAUGCGAAGAAGAUAUAUGACUCGUUCUACAUAAAUAAGGAGAACAUGCAAUGUUCCAGUGCAAAGGAAUCCAACAAAGAAGUGGAAAAGAUCAAAAGAAGACUCUCGAACCCCGCCAAUUGUACUGCGAAGAGUGGGGAAGUAAUCCAAGGUGAUAUUUCCCAUGCAUGUAGUAAGCUCAAACAGGAUGACACAACAACAAGUGGUUUAAAUCUCGAGAGAGAAGCAGAGUAUCAAAACAAUGGCGCAAGCCAGCAGGCAGGGACAGGAGAAAAUAAUAGAACUUCUGCCGAACCGGAACCUAAACCUAUUGCAAGUAGGAAAAAAAUAAACGUCAUGGAAAGUCUGAAGAACAUUUACAAACAUUUCAUCCACUUCUAUUAUGAAAACGGAUCGUACUACGUUAUGGAUAAAAUUCUCUACAGCAUAAACGAGUGCGUGAGGAUAAGGUACAGAAGGAAGCCCCUCGACUGGGUGCAGGAAGUACUAAAUAAAGAAAGCAAGAUAGAAAGCAAAAUGAAACAUUUAGAAAUCCUCAUUAACCAAUGUGCCAACAAAAGUGAUGAGAAGAGUUUCGUUAACGAUAGGUACCAGCUGAUAUUUCAGAGAAAUCAGCAGAAUGGUGAAGACACAAAUGAGCAGUUAAUGAACAAAGAUGGUGCACACAAUAACGGCGAAGUGCAUGAAGAGAGCGACACAUUUACAAAUGACGUAAAUAUCCAAAACAUUAUUGACAAUAAGAAUGUGGAAAAUAUCUUCAAGUCCUAUUUUAUCCUCAAAUAUUUUUUAUACAUCGGCAGAGAAAUAGCACUAAAGAAUGAGGAGUAUUUUUUCUUAAAAAAAAAAGAGAAUUCCUUUGUCAGAUAUGUUUAUUCGAAUGAUGAGCAGAUUUACAACCUACAUUUGCCGCACGUGCUUCACAACAAUGGGGUGGAGGGAUUGGCCAUCGCAUCGCGAAACGAGACAAGGACCCAUGUGAAGGAUAAGAGCCACAAAGGGAAUUUACCAGCAGCGAAUGACCAAGUAAGAAGUGAUAUCAAUGAUCGCCAAGGGCAGCAACAUCAGGAGCUGCGUCAGAUUUGCUACACUACCUUCAUCGACGACGAGUCCGAAUCGGACACUGAGAACUCGGAGAAUAACCUGAGCAGCGGUAGCGACCACGAAAUGGAAGAAAUGGACAUGGCGCACUACUACAGCAAAGAAAGGAAAGACAAACAGAUGAAAAGCAUUAACCUUUACUUCGAGUUAAGGGAUGUCAACAGAAACGUAAAUAUAACGAAGCUGCAGCAUGUUAGUAAUUAUAGCGACCGUAAGGAGAGCAGCGAUGCGGUGGCACUAUGCCCCAAUGCGGACGACAAGAGCGAAGCAAAGAGGAGAACAAACAAGAGGAAUGGCACCACCACUACGGCAGCCAUGGUAGCAGCUACCAGAAAUACAAGUUUAGAACGAAGCACUUGCGAAAGUAACAGCUUAACAGACAGAAGGGAAUUCUUUUUAAAUACGAUUAUAAGUGAUACGAAUGAUGUGUUUAUCAAGCGAACAAAUGAAAAGCUAUUCUCGAACUAUAAGUUUAAUUGUAGAAAUAAUCUGAACCUCUCAAAGUAUAGAAUUAUCAAAAUAGGAUGUCACAACAUCUUACACAUGGGUGAAAUUGUAAAAUAUAAUGGAGAGAAGAGAAUAUAUCCCUGCGGUUUUGUGAACAUGAGAAUAUUCUUUAAUUUGCCCUCCUCGUACCUUUUUCAUAUUUAUAAAGACGCCAUUUUCGACGACGAAGAUGAGAAGAAGAAAACGUUGCAGCGGAUAUUUUUACAAAUACGUGCCACCUACAUUUUCUGCAUUACUUUAAAGAAUGAAAAUUUUUUCUUUUCCAUCAUGCUAUUUCCCUUAAUAAAUGUUGACCAUUUUUCCGUAAGAGAUGCUCAGAAAUUCCUUUUAGCAGAAAGUCAUGACAUACAAGAAGUAUAUGCAAAGUUUUUGUCCCUUUUUAAGUUCCCAAAUGGAGACCUUAACAAUAAUAUGCACAUGUCGGAUGAAUAUAAAAAGUACGUCAACAGGUAUUCCCACUUGCUUGAGCUGCUGCAGAGUUAUAUCUUCAAAUCUGUGCAACACAACGUCAAGGCAGUCGACCCCCAUGACUUCUUCGGCUUGACCCUACCGUGCGUUAUCUAUCAAAUGAAAUACAAGCUCUUUAAGUACUUGUGGAAAAAUGUGAAUCACAGGAUUAGAAAUUACCUUAGGAGGUCCGGAAAAAGGGAGGAAUGCAAUAAGAGGGUAAAGAAUUGCACGCGGGAAGUCAUAUACAAUGACAACUUGCUGUGUAAGUACUCCAAUUUGGACACCUCAAUCUUUAAGGAGAACGAGAAGGAAAAGGAAAGGAACAUGAGAAAAACGGUCAAGUAUAAGUACAACAUCAACAGCGCAAUGUCCUACCGCUACCUAAUGAACAUCUCAUCCAAUUCGCGGCUGUACGUCAAGAAGAGCAGCAUUCAUGGAUAUGGACUCUACACGUCCGAGUUUAUUAAUCAGGGAGAGCCGGUCAUCGAGUACAUCGGUGAAUACAUUAGAAACAUUAUAAGUGACAAGAGGGAAAAGUAUUAUGACAAAAUUGAGAGUAGCUGUUACAUGUUCAGGCUAAACGAAAAUAUAAUCAUUGAUGCAACCAAGUGGGGAAACGUCAGCAGAUUUAUCAACCACAGUUGCGAGCCAAAUUGUUUUUGUAAAAUAGUAAGCUGUGAUCAGAACUUAAAACACAUUGUCAUCUUUGCCAAGAGGGACAUUGUAGCGCACGAAGAAAUAACCUACGACUAUCAGAAUUGUUCUCAUUAG